This is a messenger RNA of Ooceraea biroi (clonal raider ant), 1007 nucleotides long. RefSeq names its product thioredoxin peroxidase 4 (gene Tpx-4). Gene Ontology annotation, biological process: cell redox homeostasis; cellular oxidant detoxification. Gene Ontology annotation, cellular component: mitochondrion; cytosol. NCBI's taxonomy places the organism in Eukaryota, Metazoa, Arthropoda, Insecta, Hymenoptera, Formicidae. The record is from RefSeq and is a predicted model, not a curated record. Gene Ontology annotation, molecular function: peroxiredoxin activity.
GUUCAAGCUACCGGUAGUUCACUCAGAUCUACUCUCGAGUCGUCAGUACUUCGCAAGCACCUCGUCGAGGCAGAUCGCGCUUAAAGUAAUUCCUCCAUCAAGUGUAUAAUUACGAACGACGUAAUAAUGAGGCUCAACAGCAUCGUCCCCAAUUUUAAGACCGAGACCACGCAGGGUCCGAUUGACUUCUACGAAUGGCAGGGCAACUCAUGGGUAGUUCUGUUCUCCCAUCCUGCGGAUUUCACCCCCGUGUGCACCACUGAAUUGGGUCGCAUUGCGGUGCAUCAGCCGCACUUUGUGAAGCGCAACACCAAGCUGCUCGCUCAUUCUGUCGACAAGCUCAAGGAUCAUGUGGACUGGGUCAAUGAUAUCAAGUCAUACUGCAGGGACAUUCCCGGCGCUUUCCCGUACCCCAUCAUCGCCGAUCCUGAUCGGAAACUCGCCGUGCAGUUGGACAUGAUCGACGAAAAGAGCAAAAACGAUCCGGAGACCGCUCAGACCGUUCGUGCUCUGUACAUUAUCAGCCCGGAUCAUCGUCUGCGACUAUCUAUGCAGUAUCCGGUCUCUACUGGACGCAAUGUCGACGAAAUGUUGCGCGUGAUCGAUUCUCUGCAGCUCACCGAUAGAAGACCGGAACUAGCGACUCCCGCCAAUUGGGUGCCUGGUGAGAAGGUGAUGAUCUUGCCAACAGUGAAGGAGGAAGACAUUCCCAAACUCUUCCCGGGAGGUGUCGAUCGCGUAUCCAUGCCGUCCGGAAAGGUCUACGUCCGCACUACCACUAAUUAUUAACUGCUCGAGACUUUCGUUUUCUCUGAUAUAUUUUUCACUUGCUUCAGAUCUUUGUAAAGAUAAUCUUAUUUUAAUACUUAAAAUCCUACGUGGAGGAUUGUUUUGUACGCGAUAAAAUUUUUUUAAUAAAAAUUCGAACUUUGAUGUAGUGGAUAGAAAAUAAAGAAAUAAAGAAGCUGUUACAUGACGCAAUAAAAAUCUUCCUCUUUGUAACACGA